AUGGACAAGACAGAGGACAUGAGCCGCUCAGUGGCCGCCACCGCCGAAGACCAGACCGACCCAUGGCUGAGACAAUUGAUGGCCAACACACGCAACGAAGAGUACGUCCGACUCAACUACAAGACAAUUGUCGAGUCGUUGGUCGCGAGACUGCUGGCCAUCGACGGCCAGUUGGCCGGACAUUACCGACACUAUCACCAACUGUUGAACCAAUUGAUGACAACAUUGGACUACAAUCGACGCCAUCCGUCGCCGCAGCGAAGUCUAUGUUUUGUCGAUACAGUGGACCGCCUGUUGGCGUCCGCUGUGUUCGUCACCGCCGCGGAUCAGCUACUGAUCACUGACGCCCUCAACGGCCAGAAUCUGUUGAUAAAAGCGGUGAAAUGUCUGCUGAAAGACAGCCUCAGCGACCACUAUAACAACGAUGCGAUUCUUCGCGUAUUGGAUCGACUCGUAAAGAGUUUAGACACGUGUCGGGAGUGUUUGGCAAAGACUGAGCCCAACAGUCAUCAGGGAAUUGUCAUCAAUCACUUGAUCCUGAAUACGAUUCGCUGUCUAUACAUACUGUUGAAUCGGUUCAAGUUUAACGUACUGUCACUGGAUUUGAAUCAAUUCUGUGGCCAACUCUUGGGUCAACUCAAGUGCUUCUCCUUUUACGGCAUCGCCGGCUAUGACGUGUCAAAAGUGAGACAAUCGGCUCUCUUUCCCUCACCUUUCGCUCAAUUUAACGAUCUGAUGGACAACGGAUCCAAUGAGAGGACCGGUUCUGUGAAUAAGAAGAACAGACAUAAGAAGAAGACAAAGAAUGCCAUCAAAAGCGAAGACUUGGACGACGAUAACGACGAGACGAUUACUCUGCACUCGGAGUCGGCCUCAGCGGUCAAAUUGAUGACAUCUGAUUCCGAGUUCUCGUCGUCCGAUUACGAGUCGGCAGUUCACGACUUUGAUGGCCAACGGAUCCAACGCUCGGCGGCCAUCAAAAUACGGCUUAUAUCGUACGAAAGCCUAUCGACGGCUGUCAACCUCUUUGACAAAAGGGUGAUAUUUGGCUUCUGGUCGGCGUUCAUACACCUAUCGACGGCUGUCAACCUCUUUGACAAAAGGGUGAUAUUUGGCUUCUGGUCGGCGUUCAUACAGUCGUCGACUCCCGGUUCGCUCCUGUGGUCAAUACCGCGCGAACAGUCGUUUCGGGUCCGGCUAUCGGCGCUCAACUUCUUGCACAAACUGCUGAUGACUGGCAAUCCAUACGUAACCACUUUGGCCGCCGACGACAGCGGCACUAAAGCCAAACCACUGUCGUUCACCUCAUUGUCACAAUCGUUGGCCCAUAUCGUGGCCGAAGUGCACACCGGACUCAACGCCAUACUCUUCGCCGAAACCAAUUCGGCUGUUUUGGUUCAGGCGUUCAAAUGUUUGUCACUAUUGGUCACAAUCAGUCCGUAUAAGAAACUCAAGAGUGGAUUACUGGUGACGCUUUGCGACAAAUCCCUACCACUCAUGUGUCACAAAGACAUUCAAAUUCAAAACUCGUGUCUGGCGUUAGCGGUGAAAGUCUUCGAGUUGGACCCGUUUCCCGAUGAGAUGCGUGAGUGGAUUGUGGCCACCGAUGCGGGCGUGAAGACAAUGAACAAAGUGUUGAAAUUUUCGUGCGAUUCUAUACUCAGCUCCCAAUCGAUACUACUUUGCGGCGAAUCCUUACGACUGUUGACCACAAUUAUGAAACAGAAGCCGAUUGUCGACACAUUUCUGGACCGUCAAGAGAUCCAUUUGAGUGACCAGUUGUUGAUGAAUAUAGCGCUCGAGUGUCUGGAGAUGGAUGUGUUUGUCACAAAUCUCGUCAAUCAGAGUCUGUUUUGUAAAUUCCUGUUUGUUUUGGGAACUAAUCUCAAGAGAAGAGACUUAUCGGAGACACAGAACCAACAGAAGAGUUGGUGGGUAUGUGUCCUGAAGUCCCGUUUAGUGGAUUUGGGUCUGAAAUGCUCGGACCCGUCGAUACCGCAGUCGACCCAAUUUCGUUUAGUGGAUUUGGGUCUGAAAUGCUCGGACCCGUCGAUACCGCAGUCGACCCAAUGUGUGAUCAUUGACUUUGUGUCCACAAUCAGUGCCCAAGUGUUUGAUUUGUUUGAUCCGAAACUCAAGUUUCAUUUGAUAUCAAUACUGAUAUCAAUCGUGCGAAACGUGGACAACACCAGCGCUGAAGACCUGAACGCCCAGUCGGCUGCCAUCCGAUGUCUCGGUGUCUACCAGUUGUUCCCAUCGAUGACCGAAGACAUCAACUACUUGUCAGACGUGGCGACGCUUGCGAUCGAGAUAUUAGACAUCUUCCGCGAGGCGUAUCACCAGAAAAAGUUGUCUCAUCUGUUGCUGUAUCAGACGUCGUGGACAUUAGCCAACUUCUGCGACAUUAUCAAGAAGUUCUACCUCCGGAACAGCUCCGAGAUUACCGUCGAGUUUAUGGUGAAACUCAUUGAAUCCAAUGUAAACUGUUUUGAUUUGCAUUUCGCAAACGCCAUGCAAUCGGAGAAUAUUAAGACUAAUUUUGUCCGUUCGUUGGGAUCCGCUCUGUAUGUGAUACUGAUUCGGGAACAAACCGGUGAUCAUCGGCGGCAGACAUCGCUCGAGAGUGACCACAGAUUUCGACCACUGUUUACCGAAUUGAUCGGUAAAUUUGUGACCACUUUGAACGCGUCCAAGAAUUUCAAACUCCAGUGGAAUAUCUGCAUAGCGUUCGGCUAUUUGCUAGAACUGGAUCUGUUUCUCCAGUUCUGCAGAUCCGAUACACAAUUGCCGAGAGUUAAUACCGGUUUUGGUGAUAAUCAGACCGCCGAUGGCUGUAAUUAUCAACUGAUUGACUGUAUUUUGGAUACUUUGGUGAAUGUGAUGCAAACCACGCGUAACCAUAAGGUCCAGUCAUACGCGGUGUCGGCCAUCUGUGCCGUGAAUACCAGUUAUCUAAACGAUAAUCAAUUGAUUUGGUUGUGGACUUUGAUCGCCAACUUUAUGGUCAAUCACUUGUCGUCGGUUCCCGUGAAUAUCAGAGACAAUUGGUUUGAA
Medioppia subpectinata is the source of this 3054-nucleotide messenger RNA. Lineage: Eukaryota; Metazoa; Arthropoda; Arachnida; Sarcoptiformes; Oppiidae. The record is from the annotation of a GenBank genome assembly.